UGCUUGCAUAUCAGUCUGCUGACGAUCUCCCGCAGAGCUGAGUGGAGCUAUAAUCAGGGCUCUGGUUCCAGCCGGGGCAACCUUAUCCCCUCUGGAGGGCAUUUGUUAGGGAGCUUGGUUUGGACAGGAUCUGUCCAGUUCCACCGUAUUCUGUUGCAGUGACCUGUGUUCCCAGAUAGCAGGGAUUUUCAAGGGAGGGCACGGACAGCUGUCAAAUCUGGAAAGUGGGACCCACACCUCUCUAGGCACAUCUUGCAGCCAUAGAGCUAAAAGGUCUGUGGGACAAUGGAAACUCAACCCUUCGGUCCUCGAGGAGAAGGAGAGAGGUUGCCAAGGGAAGAUAGCUCCAGAAUUAAACUCCACUCUGGCUCUCUGGGGUCCCAGCACCAGCAUCUCGGAGUAGGUGCAUUCGCGGUGGGACUUGGAAUAGCUGUGCUUUGCUACACGGUUUCUCUAAGGACGACAAACAGGAUGAGGAUGGAGCAGCUGGACCUACAGGCGGGUGGAUUCACCAUCCAAAGCCAGAGAGGAGAGGUGGUCAUCCAGCUGGCCUUCCAAUCAAGCCUCCUUGACCUGGACUCAUGCUCCAAGGAAGGGGAUGCUUUAACCUGUACCAGCUCAGACAAAGGGAAGUUUUAUUUCCUCAUCCAGACCUUCAGGCCUGAGGCUGCAGUGAUGUGCUACUCCAUUCACUGGGAGGAAUUUGUAGCAGACACGGUGGUGGAACACAGAUUGUUCUGGGGGAAUGCCCACUGGUACGGAGGCUAUGAGAUGAGUGUGCAGCACUGGCCAAUCAGGCUACCAGGCUACCAAGAGCCUAUGCCAUUUGUGACUAGCGAUGUGUAUUCUUUCAGGAACAGCUUUGGAGGCAUCUUGGAGCGGUACUGGGUCUCCUCCAAAGCAGUGGCCAUCAAGAUCGCUGACUCGGUGCCCUUUCACCUUGGAUUCAACGCCUCUGAAAGAUCCCUCUUCUUCCAAGCCAAGUAUAAAGAUUCUCCCUAUAAGCCUCCCCUGGGGCAGCAGCCUUUCUCAGAGCUGAGUUACCAGGUCUGCAUAGCGUCAGACAUUACUUCUGUCCACAAAUACAUGAUGCAGAGAUAUUUCAAAAAACCUUUGAAGGUUCCUUCUGAAAACAUCUUCCGGUAUCCAAUCUGGUCAACUUGGGCCUUGUACAAAAAGGAAAUUGACCAGGAUAAACUACUGGAAUUUGCACAAAUGAUUCGAAAUUAUAGCUUCAGACACAGCCACCUUGAAAUAGAUGACAUGUACAUGCAGAAUUAUGGUGACUUUGACUUUGACACAUUAAAGUUCGGACGCGCAACAGAAUUGUUUGACAAACUUAAGAAAGAUGGAUUUGAUGUUACCCUCUGGAUACACCCUUUUGUUCACAAAAGUUCACCAAACUUUGAGGUGGGGCUAGAGAGGCAGCUUUUUGUCACAGAGCCAAUGGGGCAAUUGCCUGCUGUGGUUGAGUGGUGGAAUGGUGUUGGGGCCAUUUUGGAUUUCACCAACCCUUCGGCCAGGGAAUGGUUUCAGAGCCAGCUGUUACGGCUAUGCUCCAAAUAUGGCAUAUCAUCCUUCAAGUUUGAUGCUGGUGAGACAUGUUACCUUCCCAAGCACUUCAGCACCUUCCAGUUCCUGUCAGACCCCAGCAUCUGGUCCAGGCAUUAUGCAGAAAUGGCUAUUCCAUUUUAUGAGCUUGCUGAAGUCCGAGUAGGUUACCAAUCUCAGCACGUCUCUUGCUUUGUUCGGGCCAUGGACCGGGAUUCAAUUUGGGGGCAUGAGCUUGGACUCAAGUCCUUGAUACCUACGGUGUUGACCAUUGGCCUUUUGGGAUAUCCCUUCAUACUACCAGACAUGAUUGGUGGAAAUUUUCUCCCUAACAGGACAGAAGGUGCUGUAGAUAUCCCAGAUCAGGAGCUCUAUAUUCGGUGGCUGGAGCUGUCAGCAUUUCUGCCUGCCAUGCAGUUCUCCAUCCCACCCUGGCUUUAUGACAGGCAAGUCACUGAAAUUGCCCGGAAGUUCACGGAGCUCCAUGAAUCCCUGGUGGCCCCUCUUUUGCUGGAGCUGGCAAGGGAGGUUGCGGACACAGGGAGCCCCAUUAUAAGACCCGUCUGGUGGAUUUCCCCCAGUGAAGAGUUGGCACACAAAAUUGAUUCCCAGUUUCUCGUCGGAGACACCCUGAUGGUAGCUCCUGUCUUGGAGCCCGGUGAACGAAAGAGAGAUGUGUACCUUCCGGCGGGCAAAUGGCGCAGUUACAAAGGAGAGUUGUUUGAAAAGACCCCCAUCCUCCUUACAGACUACUCCGUCAACUUGGAUGAAGUUGCUUACUUCUCUUCCGUGGCUUAGGCUGCCCUGGGGCCAGGUAAAGGACUCAGUGACCUCAUCUGCAAUCCUGGAGGUGGCUUUGAUAUAAUCUGUUUAUCUUUAUUAUUAUUAUUCUUAUUCUUUCUCCUCAGAGCAAAGAUUUGUUAUGGCAAUAAACUCCUGCUAUGGUCCCCUUCUGGCAUUUAGUUGUGCAGAAUCUGUGCUACUCUCAAGCUUUUUAUCUCACUCUCCCAUGACGGGGAAGGGCUAUUAUCUGCACACUGCAGAUGGGGAAACUCAGGGCUACGUUCACUAACUGACAUAGGCAUGGUGUGGAGAGAGGUGAUAGAGAGGAAUUUCUCUCCCUCUUUCACAUCACUAAAACCAGGGCCUUCCAAUGGAACUGAAGGUCGGGGGAUUUAGGACUGACAAAAGGAAGAACUUUUUCACACAGCACAAAAUUAAUCUAUGGAAUUCUCCACCGUGGGGUGUGGUGAUAGCCACCAGCCUGGGUGGC
Molecule: messenger RNA, 2824 nt
Organism: Hemicordylus capensis (graceful crag lizard)
Lineage: Eukaryota; Metazoa; Chordata; Lepidosauria; Squamata; Cordylidae
Product: myogenesis-regulating glycosidase-like
Exons: 1
Coding region: 286-2349 (687 amino acids)
Biological process (GO): skeletal muscle fiber development; carbohydrate metabolic process
Molecular function (GO): hydrolase activity, hydrolyzing O-glycosyl compounds
Source: RefSeq, a predicted model, not a curated record